AGGAAGUCUCGCGAGAACGAGCGCCGGCUGCCCUUGGGUGCGGGUAGCCGGCGGGCUGUGCGGUGCGGGGCCAAGGGUGUGCAGUCAUGGCGCGGACGCUUCUUCAGCAAUACCUGGACAUCCCCGAUGGCACCGAGUGCCACCGCAAGACCUACGCCAGCACCACACUCAGUGGUGCCGCUGGCCUGAUCUUCUCUGCCUACAGUGUCACGCUCCAGCCCCCAGAUUCCUUCCUGGAGGGAGUGGCGAGGACAGGGCGAUAUACAUUUACUGCAGCCGCCAUUGGCGCCAUAUUUGGCCUCACCUCCUGCCUCAGCGCCCAGGUCCGAGAAAAGCCCGACGACCCCCUGAACUACUUCAUCGGAGGCUGCGCCGGAGGCCUGACCCUGGGAGCACGCACUCACAGCUACGGGAUCGGAGCCGCCGCCUGCGCGUACAUGGGCACGAUGGCCGCACUGCUCAAGAUGGGCCAGCUGGAGGGCUGGAAGGUGUUUGCAGCGCCCAAGGUGUAGUCCCGCCGCCUCCCGGGUCCUCGGGCAGAUACAACUAAAAAUAAAUUCUGUGUAUACUUGUU
Messenger RNA from Ailuropoda melanoleuca (giant panda), 574 nucleotides. RefSeq names its product NADH:ubiquinone oxidoreductase subunit A11 (gene NDUFA11). The transcript is spliced from 4 exons. NCBI's taxonomy places the organism in Eukaryota, Metazoa, Chordata, Mammalia, Carnivora, Ursidae. The record is from RefSeq and is a predicted model, not a curated record. Bases 87 to 512 code for a protein of 141 amino acids. Gene Ontology annotation, cellular component: respiratory chain complex I; mitochondrial inner membrane. Gene Ontology annotation, biological process: mitochondrial electron transport, NADH to ubiquinone.